Syngnathus typhle (broad-nosed pipefish) is the source of this 2793-nucleotide messenger RNA. It is a transcript of the gene lg16h14orf180, whose product is annotated as linkage group 16 C14orf180 homolog. Lineage: Eukaryota; Metazoa; Chordata; Actinopteri; Syngnathiformes; Syngnathidae. The coding region runs from base 229 to 1263 and encodes 344 amino acids. Gene Ontology annotation, biological process: positive regulation of Golgi to plasma membrane protein transport. Gene Ontology annotation, cellular component: trans-Golgi network; plasma membrane; transport vesicle. Gene Ontology annotation, molecular function: connexin binding. The record is from RefSeq and is a predicted model, not a curated record. The transcript is spliced from 9 exons.
UGUCCUCCUUUCCUGGUGCAGCCUGGGAAGAGGGAAGGGAAUGGAGCUCAUCAGGGUAAGUAGCCGGAGCUCCCUCAGCUCUCUCCUAAUUGCCACCCGUCCUUGACGGGACAAUCCGGGACGGAUUGAGAGUCAUCGGCUGCUCAUGCGAGGGCUGAAGUGCUGAUUUGUCCUCGGCGUCUGGAGCGCUCUGAUGGGAGGCAGUGCCGGCUCCGACUGGGACUGGGGAUGCUGAGUGGAGGGAGGGAGGGGCUGUUUGAGCUGGGACAGCAGCUCCAGCAGCAGGGGGAGUACCAGGCUGCCCUGCACUGCUUUCUCAGCUGCCUGCUUGGACUGACCCAUGUGCAGAGCUUCACCUCUUUACCCAACUGCCUUCACCAGAUUGCAGAACUUUUCAUCACGGAAAAGAAUUAUGGGAAGGCCCUCCAGUUCAUCCAGGCUGAAAAAAUGUUCUACGAGGUGGCAUUGAUCGAGCUCACGGCUCUUCACGGGAGCACAGGGUCCCAGGAGGAGGCUUCACUGGGCUCGGCAGGAUGGUCGACCCCAGAGGAGCUCUCGGAGAAGGCGUCACAGGCACAGCACCUCGAGCGGCUGGCCCAGCUCUGCAUCAUGAGCAAACAACCUCAUCUUGCACUGGAGUACAGUGGUAAGGCUGCAAAAAUCCACCAGAGGGCCUUUGGUAACGACCACCCAAUAACUGCCAGAAGCCUGGAGCUCAUGGCCACAGUCUAUGCCGAGAUUGGCAAAACUGAAUAUUCAGACUCUCUGGGUCAGCGUGUCUCCGCACUCUCCAAACGCUUUGCUGCUGUCGAGUCCAUCAGGGACACAGUCAACGGUUUUCCGCCUUCACAUCAGGAAAAACACUCAGAGGUUCGUCACAGAAAGGACUUUGGCUACCAACAGGAUGACAAAACAAAAGACAAGUUAAUCAACGGAAUAAUCCCCACAUCUAUCCUCAAGAAGCCAAACUCCACUUGUGGGUCCGACACAGAAGCCACCCAAAGACGGAAAGGCGAACGGAGGGUUCGAUUCCGGGAGCCGGAAACCACAGUGCAUGCCUAUGAGACGACCCCAUCUCGCCCUCACCUGUUCUUGUUCACCUGCCUCUUCCUGAUGAUGUCCUUCCUGGGCGUGGCCAUGUACUGCACAGACCGGAGGCAUCCACAGCGAGUGUGUGAGCAGCUGCAGGCCGCUCUGGCUGUCUACCUCCUUCACAUGAAGCAACUUGUGUGGGGUUGUUGGAUAUGGCUGACGAUGCAGUGAUGGAGACCAACCACAGGAGGGGACAUAUCGGGUGCAUCUUUUGUGGUAAAACACAUGGCUCCCAUUCAUUGAAUAUCCUUUAUAUCGAUUUUAAGGUCCAUGGACGUGUACAUUCUAUUUUCAUAUUCAGCCGCAGCGUCAAUUUUGGCAGACCCUGUUUUUUGUAUCUCACUGCAUGCCAAUGUAAGUGGGCCGGCACAGCAGCAAGAGUGUCGUGGAGAUAAACCUGGUGGAGUGACAAUCUGAUGACAGAAAGUCGAUCUAAAUUUUAAUCCUUGGCAGAAUUGUCUAAGUGUUUGAUCUCUUUGAAAUUAUCCCCCUGGGUAAUUUAAGUCACCUGUGACCACUCCCACAACGGCGCUGCAUUCCCUUUGCAGAUCCGCCAGCCUACAUUCAUCUGAGAAAGACAGUCUACUAAUGUGCUAAAUUGACCUAAUAGCGAAGGCAGAGAGCAUCCUGCAUGUUCAUGGACCUUAAGCUGGAUAUAAAAGAUAGCAAAUGAAUGCUCAAGCACCGUUUCAUACUGCUCACGUGUUUACUUAAUGCGUACAUUCACGCUUCAAUAGGGUCACUACAGCUUUUCGCUUUUAUUCUUAAAUUUUGCACAUAUUGCCUGCCACACUCGAUUCCUCGGCUGCCCUCGACCUAUUGUAUGUAUUGUAUAUGACUUACAUUGAAUGCAAGUAUUUAUUUUUGUACAGUAUGCAAUUUGUGUGUAUGAUAUUUAAUGUGUUUGCGCAAUACACUAACAAAUAUAAUAUUCGCCUUUAUAAAAUGUAAAUAACAUACAGGACACAGAAUUAAAUACAUUUGCAUAAUGCAUACGAGUGCUGCAUCAAUAAUAUAGAUAAUGCAAAGUUUUCAUUUAGUUGUUUUUGAUCGGGGGUUUUUUUGUAUUUUAUUGUUAGAUUGUUAUAAUUCAUGAUAUUAUCUGUGUGAACGCAUUUGUUGAUGCAGCUCUUGUAUGGGACCUCAUUAGCUUGUGCAAGUGUAUUUAAUUUUGCCCGUGAGAGUAUUUGAAAGCUGUAAUCCAUGUGAAAUGAGGAAGAGAAGGAAAUGAGCUGCUCAAUGACGAUAUGAGCGAGAUUGCUUUCGGUCACAUUGCAAGACUGGUUGACUGAAAAUCAUCGCGACUCAUAUAAAGUUCUGAAUUGCUCUGUUACAUUUUUGGAUUUCUUAUAUUGUGUCAGAUGGGUGGGUGAUUGACAGAUGGAAUGUGUUCCACUUUAGAUAUUUUGAAGCCAAACACAGAUGAUAAAAAGAACCAGUUGUUGUGUGAGUCGCCUUUAUCAAAGCAUAAUUCAAAACACCGUAUACAUUUUUUGUUUAUAGGAGCACAAAACAUUGUGUACCUCUCAUUAUGAGCAAUAACACCCAUCCCAUAUUUAGCAUUGAGUUCUUCAUGGUGUUCAUGGAGAGCGGAUUAUGUCAAAGCAAUAUUUAAUAUAUGAUUAUAUGGAAGCAAAGAAGAGAUAUUGUCACUGGUCACUUUGUAUAAAGUGCCUUUAGGGAGGGUUUUUUUUUUUUUUU